Molecule: messenger RNA, 1371 nt
Organism: Necator americanus (New World hookworm)
Lineage: Eukaryota; Metazoa; Nematoda; Chromadorea; Rhabditida; Ancylostomatidae
Exons: 13
Coding region: 1-1371 (456 amino acids)
Source: RefSeq, a predicted model, not a curated record
AUGAAGAUCGAUCUGAGGCCUUCGAUCAUCAUCGCGGGCUCAGCGACCACUGACCGCAAACAACAGCGCAUCGCUCUCGCAUUCCUGUCAAAUCGCAUUGGUCGUCACGAAACGUCAUUUCAAUUUCCAUCUCUGGAGAUGUCGUCGGUCGACUACGAGACCGACACCCUCACUUGUGCUAGGACCAAUCGGGUGGCUAGUCAACGCUUCUACAACCAAGUAAUGACGCCAUCGCGAAACUUCUUUCCACAGGACAUUCCUGUGAUGUUACAUCGCAGCCCUUCCGGUGCUAAACGCAAGAUUCGUCAAAGAAGAGAAGAGCAAGGAUCUCGUCCAUCGCCAUUCCUAACAGCUUCAUCUUCUAGUCCUACUACAACUGCUACUCCCGAUGAGAGUAAUUAUAGAUCCCUCAUUGAUUCGGGUGCUUACCAGUCUAUUUUGCCGGAUUUCGACCCUUCUUAUGUUCCAGUCCCCCAACCGAGAUUGAACUCUACUUUUUCGACAUCAAUGAGCUCGUUAGAUAUCACCAACACAUCUAUAUCAAGCAGCUCUACGCCACCUCCACCUCCGCAUACAAAACCUACGGUCGAAGUGCAUCCAAUGCCCAAUGAAGAGAGAAUAAUCGUGCAUGAUAUUGAGAUAAAGAAAGAGAAGCCAGCAGUGCCAGCAAAGCCGAAGAAUUUGAAGGUUGAUCAUCUGAACAGAUCCACGAGCCUGGGGUCUUUGGCCUCUCCAGUUUCUCAUACCACCUCAACGUUCUUAAACAAUUUGAUCGGUUCUCCUUCACUUGUCAGUCUGCAGCAGGCUUACAAUUCUUCAGAUCUUGGAUCUCAAGAGCUUAGAAAAUUGGACGAAAAACGAAUAGAGUCGAUUGGUUCGGUGAAUCGACGCCUCUGUGAUUUCGAAGAUGAGAGAAACGCUAUCGGUGAUGAUAUGUCGGCGAAUGAGCGAAACGGAGAGUACCUACUCAGUAUUAUUGAGAAAAACGAUCCUUCAUUAGCCAAUAAGGUUCGACGUCAUUUGGAACAUUUCAAAGAGCUUCUGCGUUUUGAAAUGAAGCUACGAUGUCUAAUGGCUAAAGUGGUCGAACACAUUCGUAAUGGUGGAGACCAGACUGAUGCACUCCUAGAAGAGUCGCGACUUCGAAGAAGGCUUGCUGACGUGAAUUUUCUUCGACUGACCUAUGCUCGCAGAGAAAGGGAUCUCGAAUGCGCAAUGUCGAGAUUUUUCGAAGAGGAGGAAAGCAGACAAUGGCAUUUCUACAAAGAUACUUUGAUUCAAUUAGUACAAAGCGAAGAGCAACUUCGAGAAAGUAUUGUCGACUCGAAACGACAUCUCCGAUCAUUGCAUAACACACGACCGAAUGUGUGA